Molecule: messenger RNA, 576 nt
Organism: Melitaea cinxia (Glanville fritillary)
Lineage: Eukaryota; Metazoa; Arthropoda; Insecta; Lepidoptera; Nymphalidae
Product: neuroglobin-like
Exons: 3
Coding region: 1-576 (191 amino acids)
Molecular function (GO): heme binding; oxygen binding
Source: RefSeq, a predicted model, not a curated record
AUGGGUUGUCAGCUGGGUAAACUGGCUGCGUCUGAGCGUAGGUCGAACAACCAGGUUCUGACUGAUGGACCGCCUCCAGCGACGGACCCGAGGCUGCCCCUCACCGCGAAGCAGAAGUACUCGAUGCUGGCUUCGUGGAAGGGCAUCUCUAGGGCUAUGGAGAAAACUGGAAUAUGCAUGUUUAUAAAAUUGUUCGAAGAGAAUCAAGAUCUGCUUAACAUGUUCGAGAAGUUUCGUCAAUACAGGACGAAGGAUGAACAGAUAAAUUCAAUGGAAUUAGCUGAACAUGCGAACAAUGUGAUGAACACGCUGGACGAGGGUAUAAAGACAUUAGAUGAUUUAGACAACUUUUUUGAAUAUAUACACCAAGUUGGAGCGAGCCACAGGCGGAUACCUGGUUUUAAAGUUGAAUAUUUUUGGAAAAUUGAGACUCCGUUCCUCGCAGCAGUCGAGUCAACCCUCGGUGACCGAUACACGCCGAACGUAGAAAACAUCUACAAAAUAACAAUCAAGUUCAUCCUGCAGACUCUUGUCGACGGAUAUGAGAAAGCAGCCUCCAAAGCGAACCCAACAUGA